Molecule: messenger RNA, 1893 nt
Organism: Anopheles merus
Lineage: Eukaryota; Metazoa; Arthropoda; Insecta; Diptera; Culicidae
Gene: Sc2
Product: probable very-long-chain enoyl-CoA reductase art-1
Exons: 5
Coding region: 285-1184 (299 amino acids)
Biological process (GO): very long-chain fatty acid biosynthetic process
Molecular function (GO): oxidoreductase activity, acting on the CH-CH group of donors
Source: RefSeq, a predicted model, not a curated record
AACAACGCACCCCUUGGGGUUGGGGAGGGGAUGAGAGGUGAUACCGCGUUGGAAGUUUAGAAAAGCGGGGGGUAGAAGGAGGAAAUCUUCGCUCACUGCUUGUUCGCUGCUGCUUCGCGAUUCCGUGUGUCGGUCCGUGUAGUGCGUGAGACUGGGCUGCUUGCUGUUGAAUAAUCGUACCCAUCGUCGAAACACCGUAAGGUCGACCGCUACACACUUUCUCCGCAGAUAACGGGGUCCCACUUUGGUAGACGGAAGUGCCACGGAUUAAAAUAGUAGCAAACAUGGAGAUCGAAUUUUUGGAUGCUAAAUCGUCGAAAUCGCUGGGCAAGUGUCGCGUGUCGGGCGAUACCACACUGCAAGCGCUCAAGACGGAGGUGCAAAAGCUGAAGCCUGCCCUGACCGUGCACCGCCAGUCGCUCCGGCUGGAACCGCGCGGCAAGCCGCCGAAGGAAAGCGAAACGCUGAAAUCGCUCAAUAUCGCGGCAGGCGGCAAAAUCUACGUGCGCGAUCUCGGCCCGCAAAUCAGCUGGAAGGGCGUCUUCCUGGCGGAGUACGCAGGGCCAAUCUUUGUCUAUAUGCUCUUCUACCAGCGCCCUUCGCUCAUCUACUCCAAUGCAGACAAUCCGAUGAGUCUUACCGCCAAAAUUGCGGCUGCAUGCUGGGUGGGACAUUACACUAAGCGUCUUCUGGAGACUCUUUUUGUGCACCGUUUCUCCCAUGCGACGAUGCCACUGAGGAAUCUGUUCAAAAACUGUUCGUACUACUGGGCGUUCGCUGGCUACGUGGCCUAUCACGUAAACCAUCCGCUAUUCACGGAACCUUCCCCCGCCCUGGUGUAUGCUGGGUUGGCCACCUUUGUGGUAAGCGAGCUGGGUAACUUUUCCAUCCAUAUUCUGCUGCGGAACUUGCGACCGGCAGGCUCGAACGUGAGGAAAAUCCCCGUCCCGGAUGCCAAUCCACUCACGCAGUUGUUCAACUUUGUCUCUUGCCCGAACUACACGUACGAGUUCUUCUCGUGGGUCGGCUACACCCUGAUGACGUCCUGCAUUCCGGCCGGUUUGUUCGCGGCCGCCGGCAUGUACCAGAUGACCGUGUGGGCCCUCGGCAAACACCGCAACUACAAGAAAGAGUUCAAAGACUAUCCGAAGAGCCGCAAAGCUAUCCUUCCGUUUGUGCUCUAAUUUAAUGGGCGAUGGUUUACUAAUUUACGAAGAACCAAAACAAAGAACAAACAUAAAACAAAGCAGAAUCCGGGGUUAGAGAGAAAGAGAGAAAGAGAGAGAGAGAGAGAGAGAGAGAGAGAGAGAGAGAGAGAGAGAGAGAGAGAGAGAGAGAUUACGUUUUGGUAUUUUUCUACAUUAAGCAAAGGGAGUGGGAAUACGUUUCGAGCUAUUAAUUUAAUGUUUGCCGUUUACUUAUUAAACAUAGCUAUUUCUUUGUUUGUUUUCUGCGGUUGAGGUAACAGAAUUUCCCUGCUCAGAUGGAAAAUUGUCACACUUAUAAGAUUUAGACGUUCACACAUUUCUUAUCUUUUUUUUGUAAAAUCAUUCACGUAAGACAGCAACCAACAAAACACGCUUCUUGGGCGUUCAUUAGGAUUUCAAAUGAUUUUUUUUUGAAUUACUGUUAAUUGUUUGCAGCCACAAGAUGAAAUGUGGUCAUUUCCUUUCGUAACAGCAUUCCUGGCGCCGCAUUUAUAAAUUGCCUUAACGAAACAUACUCAAGUUGAAACACAUGGGACGUUCAUUCCUUCGAUCACAUCGUUUUGGCAGAACUGUUUGGUGGAAUAUGACAAAAGGGCAGCAUUGACAACACUUCAGAGAAGUAGAGCUAUAUUCAAUAAGAAGAAAUACAAAGCAGUGACAAAAUAAACAAAUUAAAAGAAAACUA